CAUGGUCCUUUGUGGGAUUCCAUGGGUGUCCUCGUCCGCAUCAUGGAGCCCGUGUACGACAUGCUUCAUAGGUUGGACCGAGGAGGGCUGCACAUGUCGAGGGUUGUGCAGUGGACGCAGGACGUGACUCGCGAUGUGGCACGCGAGGUCCGCGCACUUCCAUCGGGCGUUGCACACUUCAUUAUGCAGAAGGCGCAGACCYGGUGCGCUCACAUGUUGGARCCCGCGCACACCGYUGCUCACCUUCUCUGUCCGACUCGCAGAGACRUGAGGUACUAUAAGGGCGUCGUCAGCGAGUACGAUGCGAGACUCGUACGAGAGGCGGAGAUGUCACGGUACAUUCGCACACAGACUGGGUUUAGUAUCGCGAGCCCGGAGUACGAGGCUGCAUGUGCCCAGCUCCGCGACUUCCACACACGGAGAGGGRCGAUUGCGUGGGGUGGGAGGGAUGGAGAGAGGGAGGCGCAGGCAUGUACCGGCGACAUGGAGACGUAUGAGGCCGGUUGUUGGUGGUCGAAGUGGGGACAGUGCGUCCCGCAGCUGCAGGCCAUCGCUCUUUGUGUGAUGUACAUGUGGACAUGUUCCUCUCCCACAGAGAGGAACUGGGCCAUCCACGAGGCUGUGCACACGAAGAAGCGCAACAAGCUCGAGUUCGAGAAGGUUGCGAAGUUGGUCGAGAUCUCGGCCAACGUCCGCCUACUCUCUCAUCAGCGAGCUGGCCGCGGGUUUGCAUUGCCAUGGACGGUUGACGAGUCCAUGUUGGAUAUCGAGGGAGGCAUUGRGACUCAACCGUCAGACGACGACAGUAGUGACAAGGGCCCUGAGGGAUUGGAGGAGUGGGCGGGACCUGCAAACCAUCCCGCCGGAGGACCUGGAGAGGCUGAUGAGUGGAGCGACCCGGCGGAGGUCCGCAGACGUAGUCGUGGGGGCGACCUUUUUGGUGGAGGUGACGGGAGCCCUUUUGAGCGAGAGCGGCCUUCGUCUUCGGAGCCACAGUCUGUCGAUACGCAGGCGGCGCACGACUCUGCGCGUUCCAGGGGGGCAGAGUCAACAUGCGGUGACGGUGUUGCAGGGCAGCAUCCCGGACGUUUGCCCUGUGGGAUGGCUCUACCUGGGGUUGUUCCCCCUCCCUCAGGUGAGUUUCAUCGAGGUUCACCCCCAAGAGGGCGAUUGCAUAGAUUGGUGAAGGGGCCUUCACAGCGAUUAGAGGAGAGAUUGGUGGGCGGUCCUUCACCGACUGAUAGCGUCGAGAGAGUUGUGGAGAGGCCGAUUGGUCGACGUACUCCUCCGUUCAGAGGAGAUGGACGCGGUCCAAUUCAGGAGGCGGUUGAGACGGAGGGUGUUGGGGGGCGUGGUGAUGACAGGUUGUCGUUGGGCGGUGACGGUCAUUUUAGUCAGUUUGGUGAUUUGGGACCGCCGCCCGCAGAGAGCGAUUCUCAGGGAGACGUGUCUGCCGGCAUGCAGUCCAUAUUACACCAGAUCGGCGCUUUGCAGCCGGAGAUUUUUACCCCUGCCAUGCACCGGGAGUUAGGAGCGUCGCCAGCGGAGAUAGAGAGAGACGAGGAUGCGACACCCCCUGGAGAGACAUCGGCAGAGAGGUUGGACAGGCUCGAUAGUCGUCGAGCUUGCCUCCUAGCACGAGCUGACCCCACGACACAGGAGUUUGCCCGUCUAACGACGGAGGAGCGACAGAGACAGUUGGGGACGUUUAGGGAGGUGCCCCCUGACGCACAGGCGGCUGGCGAUGUCGACCCGAUGACAGAGCUUCGCUACGAGACGCAGCCGGAGGCAGCUGUGCUCCAGCCAGGUUCGGCAGGGACGCAGGGGGAGGCAGCUGCAAGCCCGGGUACAUCAGCAGAGUUGCAUGGGGAGGCAGCCGGUGGCGGUGACAGCAGAGUCGAGAUGGGCGGAGGGACAGUAGUUGGGGUGCCGGGGGAGGCAGAGGGGUUGCAUUUGACUGCGCUCACCACACCAGACGACCUGCGUCCAGUCUCCGACCAGCCUCUUCACGGCAGGCAGAGGACCGAGGAUGCUUUGCCUGAGACCGAGGAGAUACCUCCGGGGUUGGAGGAUAUACAGACGGGUCAGUCAAUGGGCGUUAGUGAUGACGCACCAUUGGCACGACAGGACGACGGCGGGGCAGGAGCGAGACAGGAGGCGAUCGGUACGACUGACAGAGGGAGGCAUGAGGCGUCCAGGAGCUUGGUGGUUCGCGCGGCCGUGGGCCCGGUUGUGCGACAUGAGGCACCAUUUCCUACAGAUCCGGUGCGUCCUGCGGGUGGAGUCGCCUCGAUCGCAGAGCGACGUGUAGGCAGGGGCAUGUGCGCGCCUCCGAUCCCCCCUUUCGCACCGUCUAGGGAGAGGACACAGUCGAGGUAUGCRUCRCAUCCUCGCGGCACCUUUCCAUUCAGCUCUAUGACCGCCGAGGAGUUGGAGGCGCAUGGCACCAUGGAUUACACCGGGACAGACACCGGUCGACCUGACUUGUCUUGGGCACCAACCAGCCCAAGCCUGCCAUCUGSAGGUUCUAUUGCAGUGCCCUCUCACGGGGGUGCAGGGCCGUUGUCACCGGGGUCCGCAAAUGUCCAGUCGCGUGGCAGUCACACCCCGAGUUCGGCUGCUCACAGACAGAGAGACACGAGCAACCAUGGACGGGCCACGAUGUUGUUCGGUCGCACUGAUAGGCCAUGGAGCGAGAAGAGACGAGUGACAUCUACGAGCGAGGGUCGCCAACAAGGUUUGAGAGGGGUAUCCACCAGCGGGGGUCGUCGAGAUGUUGUGGCGUCGGGGUUUGGCGAUAGAGGUGAGGAUAGUGGUGACAUUCGUGGCGGACGUGAGGGCGCGCAAGAUGGAAAUGCAGAGGCGGUUCCGCGGCCACUAACGUACGGGUUGAGAGAGUCCUCCAUCAUUUUAGAGGAGCCCGAGGUGGGUCGACGAGCGAGACAGGCCCGACAUGUGCCGAUCGAUCGACGCUAGGAGGGGGAGACUUCAGGAGCAGACGGUCUGCCUAUGCGCCGCGAGUCUUGCCGACAUAUUGAUUUAGCAACCACARGCGUCA
This is a messenger RNA of Chara braunii, 3058 nucleotides long. The record is from the annotation of a GenBank genome assembly. Lineage: Eukaryota; Viridiplantae; Streptophyta; Charophyceae; Charales; Characeae.